Molecule: messenger RNA, 1483 nt
Organism: Hibiscus syriacus
Lineage: Eukaryota; Viridiplantae; Streptophyta; Magnoliopsida; Malvales; Malvaceae
Product: E3 ubiquitin-protein ligase RGLG2-like
Exons: 12
Coding region: 169-1482 (437 amino acids)
Source: RefSeq, a predicted model, not a curated record
ACUGUCCCAUUAUCUUCUUCACUUUUACAGCUUACAACACAUGGCCUUCUCCGCCCACCGACUUAACCUUCCAUCUUCUCUUUCUUCUCUAAUGACUCACCCUCACUCUAUGAUGCUUCACAAUCCCCUCUUUUUUGCUUAAAAGGAUAUACAUAAACUUUAGAGCUGAUGGGUGGCAUAACAUCAAAACGAUCGACCAAAGCACAAUCGUCAUCUGUAGCGUCUAAUUCUUAUUCAUGGGAUCCUCAUAGAUACGCACAGCCAUCAUAUGGUUCCUCAGGCCGAGACUAUGGUUCGGAGCCGCAUUAUGCCCCUCCACCUCAAAGCUAUGGUGGUCAUGCACCUGAGUCAAAGAGGAGGUUGGAUAGAAAAUAUUCGAAGAUAGAUGAUGACUACAAUAGCUUGGAGCAGGUCACUGAUGCCCUGGCCCGUGCUGGCUUGGAGUCUUCUAAUCUUAUUGUUGGUAUUGAUUUCACAAAGAGCAAUGAGUGGACAGGUGCAAGAUCAUUCCACCGAAGAAGUCUACACCAGAUUGGAGAUGAGCUAAAUCCAUACGAACAAGCAAUAUCCAUUAUCGGAAAAACCUUGUCUUCCUUUGAUGAGGAUAAUUUAAUUCCUUGCUUUGGAUUCGGAGAUGCAUCAACACAUGAUCAAGAAGUGUUCAGCUUCUAUCCAGAUGAGAUGUUCUGUAACGGAUUCGAAGAAGUGUUGAGACGAUACCGAGAAUUGGUGCCUAAUCUGAGAUUAGCAGGACCAACAUCAUUUGCUCCCAUCAUUGAAAUGGCGAUCACCAUUGUCGAGCAAAGUGGCGGGCAGUACCAUGUGUUACUGAUAAUAGCUGAUGGGCAGGUGACUAGAAGUGUCGAUACGGAGCGAGGCCAACUAAGCCCCCAAGAAAUGAAAACAGUCGACGCGAUCGUGAAAGCAAGUGAGUAUCCUUUGUCAAUUAUUUUAGUCGGAGUUGGAGAUGGACCUUGGGACAUGAUGAGAGAAUUUGACGACAACAUUCCUGCCCGUGCCUUUGAUAAUUUCCAGUUUGUGAAUUUUACGGAAAUAAUGUCGAAGAAUAUGGAUAGGUCCCGAAAAGAGGCAGAGUUUGCUCUUUCGGCGUUGAUGGAAAUUCCGGCUCAGUACAAAGCAACGCUAGAGCUCAACAUAUUGGGUAAUACAGGGGGGAAGGCUAUUGAUAGGGUUCCUCUUCCCCCUCCUCUUUAUGGUGCGGGUUCCUUUAGCCAGUCGAAACCCUCUAGGUCAAGCAGUUUUCAUCCGAGUGCACCUUCUUCCACCAUACAAGAGGCACCAAUCCGAACAGCUCCUCCUUCAAGUUCUGCUUCAGAUAAUCACGUUUGCCCUAUUUGUCUUUGCAAUGCAAAAGAUAUGGCCUUUGGUUGUGGACAUCAGACCUGCUGUGAGUGCGGACAAGACCUUCAGUUGUGUCCCAUCUGCCGGAGCACCAUCAACACCAGAAUAAAACUUUAUUAAG